Tribolium madens (black flour beetle) is the source of this 1382-nucleotide messenger RNA. RefSeq names its product chondroadherin-like protein. Gene Ontology annotation, cellular component: extracellular matrix. Lineage: Eukaryota; Metazoa; Arthropoda; Insecta; Coleoptera; Tenebrionidae. The transcript has 3 exons. Bases 93 to 1286 code for a protein of 397 amino acids. The record is from RefSeq and is a predicted model, not a curated record. Gene Ontology annotation, molecular function: protein binding.
ACAAUUGCAACAAACCGCCGCACUAUCUCUUUAUCUAAUCAGAAUUCGUCAGUUUUGAUUAUAACAGUGAAAUGUAGGUGGGUGGUAACAAAAUGCAAUUUUUUUCGUAUAUUUUUUUCUAUAUUUUACUACCAAAAACAUUAAGCAAACAAAUCGAAAUUAAGUGUCCGCAACAUUGUAAAUGCGAUACUUUCGAAACUUUAAGACGCGCCACUUGCACAAACGGAAAUUUAGCAGGAAUAGAGUCAAAUAUACCGACACAAACGCAAAUUCUAGACCUAUCCUAUAAUAGAAUAAGUUGGCUUAAGAAAAAUGUGUUUAAGGAGGAAAAACUCACAAAUCUAAAAUUACUAAACCUGUCUCAUAAUAUAGUGGGUCACAUUGAAAUGAAAGCUUUCAAAGGACUGAGUGACUUAAAGACAUUAGAUUUAUCGUACAAUAGUGUACAAUACAUAACCCCAGCCUGGUUUAGGGAUAUGACAGCUUUAGAAGAAUUGUAUUUAAGAGGAAACAGCUUUAGUAUACUCAACAGUGGCCCAAUUUUCGCCUCAAAGUCACUUAAACGACUAGACUUGAGCCUGUGCCGCAUAUCUUACAUAAGUCCGGAUUCAUUUAGUCAAAUCACAUAUCUGGAAAUCUUGGACGUGUCUGAGAAUUAUUUGAUCCACCUCUAUAUCGCGACAUUUGAGCCUUUGCGGAAUUUGCAAAUCCUUAAUGCUGACAACAAUUCCUUGGCCUGUGAUGGUGUCACGAGAAAUUUGGCGAAAUAUUGCACCCAGAAAGGAAUAAGGUACACAGAUCCAUGCACAUCGAAAGUUGUCGACUCGGAGAAGUUUCAAAGAAUGGUUAAUUUAGCCGAACCGGAAGACGAAAAAAAUUCAUGGAUUUAUGACGAUGGUCAGGAGAUACAAAAUGACAAUCAAACAACAACAAACGAGACUUGCAAUAACGUUCCUGCUGAUAAGAAAAGCCUGUUACAGGAAAUCGUCGACUUGUCACCAGUGUUAUCAAUUUUGUUUCCAUUUAUUUAUGGAAUUGCUGUUGGUGUUUUGAUAUCAUACAUACUCAGUGUUUUUUCCCGGAAAAAGAAGGAAUCAGAAGAAUCCACUUACGUUAGUUAUGACUACGGCGAUGAGAAUUUGCGAAGAAGUGGUACGAUUAGUCGGAUACACAGUCGACUUAGUCGAGGUGUUGGAACAGAAGAGCGGCAAAAUUUACCCCUGCGCGAAUGGAAUUUAUCUGAGUCAACUCCAGUUCUGUUUAGGAAAAACCAAGCAAACUUUUAAUCUCUCUAGCCUGCUGUAAAUAAAACUGUGAUACUUCUCAAAAUACUUUUAUUUAUCACUGAUUAUGUACAAAGUGGAAUGAAUAAAAUCAAAUAA